UAUCGAUACAGCCGUGGUCACACUGUGCUCUAGUGUAAAUACAUUCCAUUUUUUAAACAUUAAUUUUUUUUCGUUGCGCCCGGUUGUGUCUUUGCCGUACGUGUGUGUGUUGCAACAAAGAGAAAAAGAGAAAAAGCUCGACUUGGAUGCUAUUUUCAUUAGUGUGAAAAUUGUGCAAGAUCCAAGAGCAGACGGUGAAGGAGAGGGGUAACAUUCCAGACACCCGCAAUUUCAGCCACAAAUACAACUAAAGGCACACGCACGCGAAGACACAUAGCGAGAAAGAGAGUGAGAGAGAGAGCAGCUCGAAAAUGCGGCGGCAGUCAACGAUGCUGGCCGCGAUAUUGCUAGCUGCCAUUUUGGGCAGUGCAACGGCAAGAACCAACUCCCCGCCACGGAUCAUCAAGCAGCCGGCACCCGGCGAGCUCCUCUUCAAGGUGGCGCAGCAAAAUAAGGAGAGCGACAAUCCAUUUAUUAUCGAGUGCGAGGCCGAUGGACAGCCCGAACCAGAAUACUCUUGGAUAAAGAACGGCAAGAAGUUCGAUUGGCAGGCAUACGAUGACCGAAUGCUGCGGCAGCCGGGACGCGGCACCUUGGUGAUCACCUCGCCGAAGGACGAGGAUCGUGGCCACUAUCAGUGCUUUGCGUCGAAUGAGUUUGGAACGGCCACCUCGAACUCGGUGUACGUGCGAAAGGCGGAGCUGAAUGCGUUCAAGGAUGAGGCGGCCAAGACCGUGGUGGCGGUGGAGGGCGAGCCCUUCAUGCUGAAGUGUGCGGCACCUGACGGCUUCCCCAGUCCGACGGUCAACUGGAUGAUGCAGCAGUCGGUCGACGGCAGCAUCAAGUCGAUCAACAACUCGCGCAUGACCCUCGAUCCGGAGGGCAACCUCUGGUUCUCGAACGUGACCCGCGACGAUGCCAGCGACGACUUCUACUAUGCCUGCUCGGCCACCUCGGUGUUCCGCAGCGAGUACAAGAUCGGCAACAAGGUGCUGCUGGACGUGAAGCAGAUGGGCGUCAGCGCGUCCCAGAACAAGCAUCAGCCCAUCAAGCAGUAUGUGUCGCGGCGCCAGUCGCUGGCGCUGCGCGGCAAGCGCAUGGAGCUGUUCUGCAUCUACGGCGGCACGCCGCUGCCCCAGACCGUGUGGAGCAAGGACGGACACAGGAUACAGUGGAGCGAUCGCAUAACGCAGGGCCACUACGGCAAGUCGCUGAUCAUACGGCAGACGAACUUUGACGACAACGGCACCUACACCUGCGACGUGUCCAACGGCGUGGGCAACGCCCAGUCCUUCUCGAUCAUUCUGGAGGUGAACGCCAUACCGUACUUCACCGUGGAGCCCGACUUCAAGACAGCCGCCGAGGACGAGGAGGUGGUGUUCCAGUGCGAGGCCGCCGGCUUCCCCGAGCCCAAGAUCAGCUGGAUCCACAACGGCAAGCCCAUCGAGCAGAGCACGCCCAAUCCACGGCGCACCGUCACCGACAACACCAUUCGCAUCGUGAACCUGGUGAAGAGCGACACGGGCAAUUAUGGCUGCAACGCCACCAACUCCCUGGGCUACGUCUACAAGGAUGUCUUCCUCAAUGUGCAGGCCCUGCCCCCAGAGAUCGAGGAGCCGCCGACCGCUCUCGCCACCGUUGACGGACGCAACGUGACCCUGCGCUGCCGCGUGACAGGUGCCCCCAAGCCGCAGGUCCGGUGGCUGCGCGCCACCAACUGGCUGACCGGAGGACGCUACAUCGUGCAGGGCAACGGCGACCUGCAGAUCCUGGACGUCACCUUCUCGGACGCCGGACAGUACACGUGCUAUGCGGAGAACAAAUUCGGCAACAAGUCGGCCGAGGGCUCGCUGGCGGUGAUGGAGCACACGCGGAUCACGCAGGAGCCGCAGAACUACGAGGUGGCCGCCGGACAGUCGGCAACGUUCCGCUGCAAUGAGGCGCACGAUGGGAACCUGGAGAUCGAGAUCGACUGGUGGAAGGACGGGCAGCCCAUCGACUUCGAGGCACAGCCGCGCUUCGUGAAGACCAACGACAACAGCCUGACAAUUGCCAAGACCAUGGAGCUGGACUCGGGCGAGUACACGUGUGUGGCACGCACCCGACUGGACGAGGCCGCGGCCAAGGCGAAUCUGAUCGUGCAGGAUGUGCCGAAUGCGCCCAAGCUGACGGGCAUCACCUGCCAGGCGGACAAGGCGGAGAUUAUGUGGGAGCCGCAGGGCGACAACCGUUCGCCCAUUCUCCACUACACGAUCCAGUUCAACACCUCCUUCACGCCCGCCUCCUGGGACACGGCCUUCGAGAAGGUGCCCAACACGGACUUCUCCUUCGUCGUGCAGAUGUCUCCCUGGGCCAACUACACGUUCCGCGUGAUUGCCUUCAACAAGAUCGGCGCCUCGCAGCCGUCCGCGCACAGCGACUCCUGCACCACGCAGCCGGAUGUGCCGUUCAAGAACCCGGACAACGUGGUCGGCCAGGGCACGGAGCCAAACAACCUGGUCAUCUCGUGGACACCCAUGCCAGAGAUCGAGCACAAUGCGCCCAAGUUCCAGUAUCGCGUCAGCUGGAAGCGCGACAUUCCCGCCGCCGCCUGGGAGAACAAGGACAUCAACGAGUGGCACCAGAACAACAUCGUGAUCACCGAUCAGCCGACCUUUGUCAAGUACCACAUCAAGGUGGUGGCCAUCAACGAGCGUGGCGAGUCGAACACCGCCGCUGAGCAGGUGAUUGGCUACUCGGGCGAGGAUCGUCCGCUGGACGCGCCGACCAACUUUACGAUGCGACAAAUAACGACGGCGACGAGCGCCUAUCUGGCCUGGACACCCGUCAGCGAGGAGUCUGUGCGCGGGCACUUCAAGGGCUACAAGAUCCAGACCUGGACCGAGAACGAGGGCGAGGAGGGGCUGCGCGAGAUACACGUCAAGGGCGACACGGACACGGCCCUGGUCACGCAGUUCAAGCCGGACUCGAAGAACUUUGCUCGCAUUUUGGCCUACAACGGACGCUUCAAUGGUCCGCCCAGUGCGAUCAUCGACUUCGAUACGCCCGAGGGUGUGCCCUCGCCGGUGCAGUCCCUGGAUGCCCAUCCGCUGGGCUCCUCCGCUUUCUGGGUCACCUGGAAGAAGCCACUGCAUCCCAAUGGCAAGCUGACCGGCUACAAGAUCUACUACGAGGAGGUCCAAGGCAGCUUUGUCGGCGAGCGGCGCGAGUACGAUCCCCACAUCACCGAUCCGAGAAUUACGCGCAUGAAGAUGGCUGGCCUGAAGCCCAAGACCAAGUACCGCAUCUCCAUCACGGCCACCACCAAGAUGGGCGAAGGCACUGAGCACUACAUCGAGAAGAGCACUCUGGGCGACAGCAAUCUGGCGCCGGCCACGCCCAGCUUCGCUUGGGAGCAGCUGCCAUCGGACAAUGGCCAGGCCAAGUUCCGCAUCAACUGGCAGCCGAGCACCGAGGGACACGCGGGCACUCACUUCUUCACCAAGUACAGGGUCAAGGGUGAGACGCAGUGGUCCAAUGCAAAGGAGGAGAAAAUGACUGACUAUCAGGAGGUAGCCGGGCUCGAUCCGGAGACCGCGUACGAGUUCCGUGUGGUGUCCGUUGAUGGCCAUUACUACACGGAGAGUGCCACGCAGGAGAUAGACACGAAUAGCGUUGAGGGGCCCAUUAUGGUGCCCAACGAGACGGUGGCCAAUGCCGGCUGGUUCAUUGGCAUGAUGCUGGCCCUGGCCUUCAUCAUCAUCCUGUUCAUAAUCAUCUGCAUCAUUCGUCGCAAUCGUGGCGGCAAGUACGAUGUUCACGACCGGGAGCUGGCCAACGGAAGGCGCGACUAUCCCGACGAAGGAGGUUUCCACGAGUACUCGCAACCUUUGGAUAACAAGAGCGCUGGUCGCCAAUCCGUGAGUUCAGCGAACAAGCCCGGCGUGGAGAGCGAUACCGAUUCAAUGGCCGAAUACGGCGAUGGCGAUACAGGCAUGAAUGAAGACGGAUCCUUUAUCGGCCAAUAUGGACGCAAGGGGCUUUGAUUUAAUUUGUAAGCAGCGGCGCCACCCCAUCAGCACGGCAGCUAAGCCCAAACCGAAACCCAAACGAGUCCGAAACCCACCUUCAAACACCACCCACACACACUACACACUACACACACACACACACACACACACACACAAGAAAACAAAGCCCCAAAAAUGAACAAGAUCAGCGCCCAAGAACCACAAUUGAAUGCUAGAGACCGACGACCAUCGCUUCACUUUGAACGAAGUGCAGAAGGGCGUGCAAAUUUAAAUAUAUAUAAAUCGAACUUUUAUAUAUUUUGAUUAAAGUUAACAAAUGUAAAAAGCAAAGCAAAUUCUACUGCCAAACGAAAUGAAGAUGAAAUCAAAAGCAAAAGCAAAAGCAACCGCAACUGGUACGGCGGCAACCACAACAACGACGAUGAUGAUCAAUGCAGCAAAAGGCUAUUUAAAAACAAAAACAUGACAAAGAAGAAAUGGAAGGAGUAGCAGUGGGAGAUACAGAACAAAUCAAAAUCGAAUCGAAACAAAAUCAAAUAGAACGAAAGAGCAGAGCAGCAAUAUACCGAACCCAUAAAUUGGCCCAAAAGGAGCGCUCUCGAGGGACAUUGAGGUAGAGUGCGAGAGCGAGAGAAAGCAAUCAAAAGAAUUCUAAAAAUAUUCGAAUCCGAGGCCACCGAUUAAACUCACUUUUUUGUAUUUAAUUCGGUCUUUGCACCCGUCCCUGCCCCUGCCCCUGACCCUGCUCUCGUUGGGCAUCUCUUCCUGUUCCACUGUGUCCCAUGCACUCACCGUAUGCAACUGUAUAUCUAUGUCUCGCUCUCUUACAUGUAAUGCAUAUAUAUAUAAAUAUAAAGCGUAAAUAAGUUUUAAUUUAAUAUUUUUUUAUACGAUAAACGGUAAAUGUAAAAUCUCCGUUUAGCUCCCUCCUUGAGACCACAACAAAAACAAAACAAAAACAGAAGCAAAAACAAAAA
Messenger RNA from Drosophila subobscura, 4987 nucleotides. RefSeq names its product neuroglian. Gene Ontology annotation, molecular function: cell-cell adhesion mediator activity. The transcript has 8 exons. Lineage: Eukaryota; Metazoa; Arthropoda; Insecta; Diptera; Drosophilidae. The record is from RefSeq and is a predicted model, not a curated record. The coding region runs from base 312 to 4025 and encodes 1237 amino acids. Gene Ontology annotation, biological process: brain development; cell-cell adhesion.